CAUAUAUCCCUAACCAACGAUGCUCUAAAACACUGAGACACGGCUUUAUGUUACUCCAACGGUUCUACAUGGCACGCGCUAAAUUUCAACUCAAUGCGAAUCUUACCUUAUCUCAUUACCGAGUUUUGAAGCGGCAGCACAUCAUUCGUCCCGCUUCAUAGCUGGCGAGUUCUUCGCGACAUGGCACCUCCAAUUCGUAUAUGAAGGCUGGGGGCUCCCAAAUUUUGUCUCCAGUGCAGUUGAAAUCAGACAUAUCAUCCUCUCCGUUCCUAACCUGCUUCCUCAUCUUGAAAACCACCGUCCUCAUUUGCUGUUCACUAGAAAGACGGCAAUACUAUCAUCAUGACUAUCAACGGCACUAAUGGUACCACCAACGGUACCAACGGCACCAACGGCACCAAGAGCAAAUAUGACCCCAACUUCACACAGCAUGUCAUUGAUCUCAUGAGCCCCGAAACGAAACCCAGACACAGAGAGAUCCUCUCCUCCUUGAUCAGACACUUGCACGACUUCUGCCGUGAGGUCGAGCUCACUCAAGACGAGUGGAUUAUCGGCGUCAACUACGUCAACUCCAUUGGCCAGGCCUGGAAGAAGAACAGAAACGAGGCAUGGAGAGUGUGCGAUAUCCUUGGUGUCGAAUCUCUCGUCGAUGAGAUCAACCACAAGGUUGAGACCGCGGACGGUGUUAACCCUACCUCCUCUACCAUCCUCGGACCUUUCUGGUCCCCCGAUACCCCAUUCCGCGAGCUUGGUUCCAGCGUCGUCCAGAACAUGCCACCGGAUGGAGAGCUCACUUUCUUCCACGGUGUCAUCUCGGACGCUGAGACCGGCAAGCCCAUCCCCGACGCCGUCUUCGACAUGUGGCAGGCCAGCACCAACGGCAAGUACGACGUUUUCGACCCCGAGAACCAGACUCGUCACAACCUCCGCGGCAAGUUCCGCACCGACAAGGACGGCAAGUUCUCAUUCUACUGCCUGAAGCCCACCGAGUACGCCAUCGACACCUCCGGCCCCUCUGCUGAGCUGCUCAGACUCAUGGGCCGCCACCCCUGGCGCCCUGCCCACAUCCACAUGAUGGUCACUCAUCCAGACUACAUCGGGGUGACCGCUCAGCUGUACCCCAGAGACGACCAGUAUCUCGAAACCGACACUGUGUGUGCCGUCAAGGAGGAUCUGCUCUUGGACUUCAAGCCCGUUCAGAACGAGCCUAAUGGCGCCACUCUCGACUGCGAGUACGACGUCCGUUUGCUCUCGAAGAAGUACAAGCCAGAUUCUUCUAUGUUGAUGCAGAACGCCAACCAGUCGAGGUUUUGAUUUAACUCCAAUAACUGGGUUCACGUGAUGUUUCAGGAACUGUUACGACUAUAUUUCUUUUUUCUAUUCAUGUAUAUAGCAUAGGAUAUCUGUGACAUUAACUUCCACAACGCAAUGAAGGAAAUUCAAUAUUGA
Paecilomyces variotii is the source of this 1449-nucleotide messenger RNA. RefSeq names its product Intradiol ring-cleavage dioxygenase, core. Gene Ontology annotation, biological process: catechol-containing compound metabolic process. Gene Ontology annotation, molecular function: ferric iron binding; catechol 1,2-dioxygenase activity. The coding region runs from base 343 to 1314 and encodes 323 amino acids. The transcript is spliced from 2 exons. The record is from RefSeq and is a predicted model, not a curated record. NCBI's taxonomy places the organism in Eukaryota, Fungi, Ascomycota, Eurotiomycetes, Eurotiales, Thermoascaceae.